AUGGGAUUCUUCAGCACACCUACCGAAUACGCAAUUCAAGGCGAAACAUCGCCACCGCCAAAAUUGGACACUUUGUUUCUUUUCCGUAACUAUGGAACAGAUUUCUACGCUAUCCAAAGCGAGUUCUCGAAAUCUUUGGAUAAGGGCGCCCACAGGCUAAAAUCACUUGGUUGCAAAAUCUCCGGAAAUUUUCACCAAGUGACGGAGUUCCAACCGCUACAGAAGCACGACGUGAACGACCUUGAUCAGGAUAUUUUCAUUAAAAAUGCACGUUCUCGGAACGGUAUCCCCUCCUUUGGACAAAGCCCUCCUCCAGAUACCACAAAGGUGGUUUUCCAAGUUCGGCGCACCUUCUUGACAUUUGACAGGUCAAAGUACGAGCUGUUGAUGCCGAUUUUGGGGAGUUGCUUUUACGUAUGUGGAGAGGAUCUCAGGUUCUUUCCAGGACCAAAGUUCCCCAUGACGCAUCUGCUUUAUGGAGCUGGAUGUGAAAUGAUGUCAGGGUCUGAGCACCAGUUAGUUGGUGAUGCUCGUUUGAAGUUCAACGCCGAAUUCAAGCAAGCCUCAUGGUUUCACCAAAAAGCGUACCAUCGUAUCGUGCUUCCAAAAAUGCUCGUAUCGGAUUUUCUCUCUUUGAAACUCCAGGUUUCAGGUCUGCGAAAUGACAAAAGGUUGGCGGAACUCUUUGUGAUUUCGGAAAUCUCCAUUGAGCUCCAGGAGUUUGUCAGUGUACAUGAACAAGGGCACUUUUUCAAGGAAGUGAAGACCGAGGUGUUGUUCAAAAAGGCUCCGUUUUGCACGGUCGUUCUCUCCAAAACACCUUUGGAUAUUUGUCCAGAUAUCGCUUUACCAGACCUUGGUCCAUCCUUUUUCACCAAGGACCUCACAAGGAGCUAUGGGUUGCGUAUUUCGGUGAAGGUCUCUCACAAGAGCCUUCCAAGCGUAUCCGCUUCAACAUUUAUGGAAUUGAACGUAGCACAAGAGACCCAAGAACGCAUAAACUACAAAGCCUUGGACGACCAGGAGUACUAUGGAAGCAGCUCGACAGCACGAACCCUGUUGAUUCAAGACUCACGUACGGAAGGGUAUUUGAUAGCUUUUAAGAAGAUGUUUCAAAUAACCUUGUUUGAGAAUAGGAACAGCUUUCUGCUGUGUCUAGUCCAGUCCCACACUAACGGGUCCUCCAGCCAUGUAUUCGGUUCCGUGGACGGUAGAGAACCAGCUCAGGCUAAGAAAGAAGAAGUGUGCUUUUCAAACUACGUCUUUGACUUUAUGAAACAAAAGGUGAAGAGUAUUUCUCGGCUAUUCACUGCUCAAGUGCCAAAACCACACUCAAUCCUUCCUUUGGUCACAGAAAAACCAAUUACAGGGGGUGAUGUCUCUAAUACUAGUGAGCCAUAUGCUUCGACUUGUCUUACGAUUGGCAACCAGGCAGUGGAAGCACUUGACCACAAUUCGAGAUGUCUGAGAGCAACCAGAGAUGAAGUUCUUACAAUCGGAACUGCAAACGUGCCCCUUUCUAUCCGUCUUGUAUUAAAUGAUCGUUUCAAACUGUCUGGAGGGUUUGGUGACAGCGUCAUUGCAACACCUGGAAUGAAGCUCUCGGAUCUUUUGAAAUUCCAGUUUAUUCUUCCGUUGAGCUUUGAGACUUUGGCUUCCGGUGAAGUACUGGUAGAGGAUUUGAAGAUUCGUGUGCGUAGGCUCGUGGUCAUUCUUGAUGAGUUAGACGGUCACAUUAAAACGACGACGUUGACUGAUCAAAGAGGUUUGCCAUCGGUACACUGGCACAAUUUCAGGUACCCAGUUGCCGGUAAUCCGACGGCUUGUGCUUUCCAUCUUCCAGAGGAACUCAUUGAGGGUAAAAUUCCCAAUCGUCUCGAGUCGAUCUCGCAGGAUUCAGGUUAUCUCUCGUCGUUUUGCUUGAUAGUUGUAUUGCUUGUUGAUAAGGGCGAGAAGGCCUACUUCUGGCCGAUGAGACUCGUGAUUGCUGAUCCUUGA
This is a messenger RNA of Candidozyma duobushaemuli, 1998 nucleotides long. RefSeq lists its product as uncharacterized. The record is from RefSeq and is a predicted model, not a curated record. The transcript has a single exon. The coding region runs from base 1 to 1998 and encodes 665 amino acids. NCBI's taxonomy places the organism in Eukaryota, Fungi, Ascomycota, Pichiomycetes, Serinales, Metschnikowiaceae.